Messenger RNA from Heterostelium album PN500, 681 nucleotides. RefSeq lists its product as uncharacterized. The transcript is spliced from 2 exons. Gene Ontology annotation, biological process: maintenance of mitotic sister chromatid cohesion; mitotic sister chromatid cohesion. Lineage: Eukaryota; Evosea; Eumycetozoa; Acytosteliales; Acytosteliaceae. The record is from RefSeq and is a predicted model, not a curated record. Gene Ontology annotation, molecular function: double-stranded DNA binding. The coding region runs from base 1 to 681 and encodes 226 amino acids. Gene Ontology annotation, cellular component: chromatin; SMC loading complex.
AUGGACAGGAAUAAGAAUAUUGUGCAUGUUGUGUGGACAACCUCUAAUCAAUUGGUCGGUUGUAGUGAGAUAAAGAAUGCAUUGAAGUGUUUGUUGAUGUUGGUGGGUGGUUCUCCAUCUACUCUGACCAACCUAUCAGUUUCUACAACAACAAAUAAUAACAAUAAUAGUGACAGCAGUGUUGUUGAUUCUACUACUUUCAAUAACAAUAAUAAUCUCACAGUUCAAAGUAAUAAUAGUAGAACUGGUGGUGAAUUGAAAAGAAUAGAAAUGAAUAAUAUAGAUGAGGCAAUCACUAGAAUUAGAAUAGCAGAGUUACUUCUACAGUAUACCUUCAAUCACGAUGAAGCUAGAUAUCAUCUCGAGAAAUCUGUAUUCCUUCUCGAUUCUGACUCUACCGAUCACUCAAUGGAAUUACUCUGUAAGAUUAGUUCUUAUCUGAUCGAUUACUUUCACACCAACAAUGCAUUCAAUCUCGCAAAACAAUGGUUAAAGAAAGCUAUUAAAUAUUCUAUAUCACUAAAGAAUAAUCAAUGGUUACUUUACUUUUUAAUAAAAGAAUCACAUAUUCUAUUUAGAGAGAAUCAACCAAAGCCUGUAUUCAACUCAAUAGAUCAAGCAAUUAAAUUAGCCAUCAAUAUGAAAGAUACAUUUUGUCAUGUAACUAUGUUAGGAUUUUAA